GUAGGCGCACACAAUUCGCCAUUUUUAGUUGUCAAAAGCGCCUAUGUAAAAUAAAUAUCAAAGUUUCUGUAACAUAAUAAAUAAGUUUCAUCAAAGGAGUUUUGAUUCGUUCAGUAGAGUUUUAUUUUAAAGUACAUUUGCUAAAUACGAUAAUGGCUCCUAAGCGAGGUAGGGGACGUCCAAGAAAAUUGCCCGAAUCUGUUAACCCGAGUACUAAACUAGCAUUCGAAGGAAACCAUGGCACGAUUGAAAAUAAUAGCAACGAAGUGAUGGAACGCGUUUGCUCGGUCUGUGACAAAUCUUUCGAAAGUAAACUUGCAUUAGUUGAACAUUUAAUAGUGUGCAAUGAAAAUAGUAAUGAUUCUAUUAUUUGUAAACAAGAUUCUUCAAAUGAAUCACCAAAGAAUCUACGAAAAGUAAAGAAAUUUUUAAAAUUACACGAAGAUAAGCCAAAGCUGCAUUGUAGAAAAUGUGAUAAAGUCUUUAUUUUUCAAAAAUGCUUCAAUAAACACAUGGAAAAUGACCAUUCUGAAGCUCCAAACAGUGUAUCAUGUGAUAUGUGUGAUGUAACAUGUCCAAAUAAACAAAUAUUAUUAAAACAUAUCACAAAAAAACAUGACACAAGCUCAUAUUCAUGUGAAUAUUGUGGGAAGAAAUUUGUACGCAAAGCUCAUGUUUCAAGACAUUUAUCACAGAAGGGUUGUGAUGGUCGGGACCUAUUAAGAUUCUCAUGUGAAAUUUGUGACACUCAAUUCACAAGGAAAGAUAAUUUAAUGAUGCACCUAAGGCAGCAACAUAUCACAAAGGGAACAUUCCUUUGCAAGCUCUGCAAUUAUUUUACUAGAAACUUCUCCAAACUCAUUGUCCAUACAAGAAACCAUCAUCAUCCAAAACCAUUACGAUUUGAAUGCGAUCAUUGUGGAAAAGUAACAAACAGCAGGGCAUCUAUAUCGAAGCAUUUAGAAAUUCAUGGUGAAAAAAAAUAUCUAUGUGGUGUGUGUGGCUACAGAACUUACACUAUCGAGGUGAUGCGCCGCCACACGCUCACACACGUUGACAAUAAACCGUACAAGUGCAAUAGCUGUGAUCGUUCCUUUAUACAAAGAUCUUUACUUGUGCGACAUCUUGAGAAGCAUAUUGGUUUCACAUGCAAAGUUUGUCUCCAGAGAUUUGAUGAUAAAUAUGAAUUAAUCCGCCACAAGCAUUCACAUGACGAUCAUAAUGAAUUAAAUUGCUCUUUUGAAGAUUGUGAUAAACAAAACUUCAAGAAUCCUGCUGAAUUGGAAAGACAUAUCAAGGAGCACUUGAAUGCAUACAAAUGCGAGAUAUGCGGCAAGACGUUCAAGAACGAGAUCACGCUGGGGCGGCACGUGAGCACGCACGCGCUGGACCGGCCGCGCCGCUGCAUGUACUGCGUGUGCGCGCGCGCCUACCUGCGCGGCGAGCACCUGCUGCGCCACGUGCGCAACCACCACGCGGACGUGUUCAAGCAGCGGCUGAUGCACGUGCGGAAGGUGCUGGGGUCAUUCGCGACCCACAGCCGUGUCAGCAAGUCGGAACUGGAAGCGAUAUUGAAUGUUCUGGACGCGGAGUCGGAUCGCAUCAUUGAGGACUAUGGUACAGGCGUGCUUUACGGAGGCCUGCAAGCGCCUAACGAAAAUGAAACAGUUUUAGAAACACCUAUUAAGAUGGAACCAAGCCCCUUAUUGGGGGAACAAGAGCUUGCCGAAAACCUUAAACUAAUGCUAUCUAAGCUCAUUGAUAAAGAGCUCCUUGCGGAGCAUGGAUGGCCGAACGAUAGCGUUGACGACAUAUUGGAACGGGUGAUCGAGAACUGCGGCGCCCGCGUGGCGGAACGCGAAAAGUGGAGCCGCGUGCAGAGGCUGCGCGAGAACGCCAAACGUCUGUUCCUUUAUGUCAUCGAAGACGAGAACAUCGCCAAGAUGCUCAGCACGCACACCAUCGACCAGGUUAUUGUGAACAUCCUGGAACGCGUCGAUGAAGAUUCAUAAGACAGUGCAGUUUAAAUUUGAUGAAUGGUCGGGUAGAGACAUGAGGUUAGGAAUGUGUUGCAAUAUCGCAAGUUUUAAUUAAUUUAUCGGUAUAUCUACACUUUUAUUGUAAAGAUAAUUUUUGUUUUAUUUUGAUAUGUAACAAAUAAUCCUAUAGAAUAAUGAACAAAGCGGAAGCUACAUCAUCCCUGAGUAACAUUGGCCACUAAUUUUUACUAUUUUUUGAAAAUUAUGGCGUUUGGUUGGGAGGACAGCAAAAAAAAAGAUUAACAGGGACAGACCUAUAGUAGGCGGCUUUAAGACAGGUGAUACACUCCCAGCAUUACAAAAAUCGAUUAUCACAUAUUAAGGACAUGCACAGUCGUGGUUUGAAUCACUUACGUUGUGCGUUGUGUCCUCAAAAUAAUAAAUAUAAAAUUCAAGUGCUAAUUAUGUGCCUUAAUGAUUUAUUAUGUGUUAUUAUACAAGUUAGAGAAUUUAAUUGGAUUUUUUUAAACUUGCGUAGUGUAUUUUACAUUUUAAAUAGAAUAAUAUAGUAAACAUUUUUAUAAUAAUAUUUUAUUGUUUAUUAUAAUUUGUUAUAAUCAUAUUUUAUUGUUUACAGUUUUAUUAUUAGGUAGGAUUUUUACUACGGGCGAGUAGCAAAAAAAAAA
This is a messenger RNA of Zerene cesonia (dogface butterfly), 2665 nucleotides long. Its product is annotated as protein suppressor of hairy wing-like. Gene Ontology annotation, molecular function: DNA-binding transcription factor activity; RNA polymerase II cis-regulatory region sequence-specific DNA binding. The transcript has 10 exons. The coding region runs from base 153 to 2012 and encodes 619 amino acids. Gene Ontology annotation, biological process: regulation of transcription by RNA polymerase II. The record is from RefSeq and is a predicted model, not a curated record. Lineage: Eukaryota; Metazoa; Arthropoda; Insecta; Lepidoptera; Pieridae.